GACUGGAUUUGUUUUAACUUGGUAGAACAUUAUCACGCAACAUCUGGGCAAAAGGAACUUAAAAAAGUAAUAGAUUAUAUAAAGAAGGACCUCCAGAAAGUGGCAGAUUUUGAUUCUGAAUUUGAAAUCCUUGACGAUUGGAAG
Dentiscutata erythropus is the source of this 144-nucleotide messenger RNA. NCBI's taxonomy places the organism in Eukaryota, Fungi, Glomeromycota, Glomeromycetes, Diversisporales, Gigasporaceae. The record is from the annotation of a GenBank genome assembly.